AUGCCUGAUGUUUCAUCUUAUAUAAAAAUCAAUGAUAAAAUCAGUAGAGAAGGUGUGGUAUCCUACACACCGAUACCUGGUAUCGUACACAAUCAUCCAAAGCCCGACAGCAUUGUUUGUAGGAAAGGAGUGCUAUAUGGGAUGAUUCUGCUAGCUUGGUUGGCAGGGGCCGCUUGUUUAAUUUAUAUGACGUUAAUUGUGAGGCCAGCAUGUGAUCAUCAAGGUUUGGACAUGAAAAUGUGGGAAAAUUAUAAAAGCGUGCAUGGAAAGAACUACACCAUGGAAGAGGAUGAGAAGCGAAUGUGCAUAUUUCUAGAAAAUAUGAAGGAGAUAGACUACCACAACAAACUCUUUGAAAUUGGAUUUGAGUCUUAUAAAAAAGAAAUGAACAAGUUCUCGGAUUUUACUCCUGAGGAAUUGGACGGAAUGAAAUGUUUCCAAGGAGAUUUUAAACGCCCCCCUUCACAACACGUAUUCUCUUUUCGCGAAGGCGCACCCUAUCCACAGAACCUAGACUGGAGAUCGAAAGGGGCAGUAACCGAAGUCAAGAACCAAGGACAGUGUGGUUCUUGUUAUGCAUUCUCUGCUACUGGCUCCUUGGAGGCACAACAUUUUAUCAAGACUGGGAAAUUAGUCUCCCUCAGCGAACAGAACAUAGUGGACUGCUCUGGACCACAACGUAACAGGGGCUGCAAGGGAGGAAACAUGAUGAACUCGUUCCGCUACAUCAUGCAGCAUGGGAUAGAUACCGAGAAGUUUUAUCCAUACGAAGGAAAGGAAGGUACUUGCAGAUUUCAGAUAAGUGAAGUUGGAGCAACCGUGACGGGAUACGGAAGUAUAGACCCUUUCGAAGAAGCUCUUAAGGCAGCUGUUGUUGAUAUAGGCCCGAUAUCAGUUGGCAUCCAUGUCAGUAAAAAUUUCUUCCAAUAUAAAACAGGUAUCUUCCAAGAAGACAACUGCGACCCCUAUGACCUGAACCAUGCCGUCUUGGUCGUCGGCUACGGCAUAGAUGGAGAUCAGGACUAUUGGCUUGUGAAGAACUCCUGGGACAAGACUUGGGGGGAGGAUGGCUAUAUAAGGAUGGCCAGGAACCAGGGUAACAUGUGCGGUAUUGCAACUAUGGCCAGUUUCCCGUUUCCUUAA
Molecule: messenger RNA, 1143 nt
Organism: Nezara viridula (southern green stink bug)
Lineage: Eukaryota; Metazoa; Arthropoda; Insecta; Hemiptera; Pentatomidae
Source: the annotation of a GenBank genome assembly